AUGUCGCUGCUGCCGCCGUGCGGACGACCCGAAUCCCCAUCCGCCCGGCCGGGCUGCGCCGAGGGGCGGCGGUCGUCAAGCACGCGCCGUCAUCGCGCGGGGCUGGGGCAGCAGCAGCAGGCGCCCGACGGCAGCACGGACACGGCCUGCCGCAGCCGUACAGCGAGCAAGGCGGCGGACUCCGCUUCUGGCGGCUCCGGCCUCAUUGGGACGCCCAGCGUCCGGCACCGCAGGGCCGGGUGCCCAUGUCCAAAGGCGGAGGCGACGCCGAGCUUGCAAGAGGACACCCACAGGCACAUGCACAUCUUCGCUGUGUGUGACGCGUGCGCAGCGCGGACAUGCCCAGGCACCCUGCCAAGCACCUAUGCCGCGCUCAUGGCGCCGAGGGCUUGGCGACCAAGCCACGGCCCUGUGCGCCAGCUCAAGGAACUGCGCGUCGCUUUGCCCAGGGUCCGGCCGCACGGCGGCCAACCUGCGACAGCAGUUGACUACAACAUGCACCGGUUCAGGCGGCUCUGGGGCAUCCUGGCCGGUGAAGGUGCGGACGGUGUAGUCCUGCACGCUAGAUUGCGCAGUGCGCUGGUCCGGCAGACGGGGCGGCGGGUGAAGGGCCUCCUCGCGGCACCAAGCCGUCAGCUGGUCGUCAUGCUCCGGGGCCCACCCGUCCACGGCGCAGACGGGGCACGCGCCGUGAAGGACAUGCCGCGGGCAGACUGGCAAAGGCACGGGGCGCAAUGCACCGAGACUGUUCGGGAGGAGGGGCUGAAGGCAGACACAGCAGUCAUCAAGCUCUGCGGCGUGACCGCGGCGGGCUGGGAGGGCGCGGCGGCCCCGUCCAACAAAGCAUCCUCGUUUCCCUGCGCUCGCCGCGCAGUAGGAGUAGCGCUGCGGCGGCGGGACAUCGUUCGAGCUCACCAGCACACGCGUCGCGCAAUUGUACACGACGCAGCUCGCGCGCUGGGCCUGGGAGUGGCGAAGAGCCGAAACACAACGCUGGGGCCCGGCCUCGAGGCCCAGGCAGUGCGCAAGCUCGCGUUCAGAGAGGCGGCCGAAGCCGCGGCCGCCAAGGUGGGAGGAGCGGGCGCGCCGAAAGGAGACGGCCGCGCGGCGGCCGAGCCGCUGGUGGCCGCAAAGGGCGAAGGAAGCGCCGAACCGGGCAACGCGCCAGUGAAGGGCGACGGCGCUGCGGCCGGAGCACCGCCAGGCCCGAAGAAAGGCGAGGUGGCCACAGGGACGUGUGCCGGGGUUGGCGGCGCCGAGGUGGCGGAGGCGGCCGAUGGCGGCGGCAAGGCCGAGAACACAGUACGUGGGCGCCCCACGGCGCGCCUUAGCGCGGGCCUGCCGCGCCCGGACCGCGCGUCCUGCGCGAGGGCGCCGGCGCCGGCGAGGAGGAAGCGGAGCGCGGCCCGGCGGCCGGUGGCGCCGGCGAACCGGACGGAGAGGUGGAGGAAGGAGAGGGCGAAGCACCCGCACCCACUACACGCCGAGGUGGCGACGCGGGGCUGGCACGGUAGCGCCAACGACGUCGUCGACGGCGUGCCUCGUCUGCCGAAGCCCGCGCUGGGCCCGGCCGGGCGGAUGGGGAUUCGGGUCGUCCGCACGGCGGCAGCAGCGACAUGGCGUCUGGCUCGCUGGACGAAGCCGGCGCCCCACCUGCGCUGCUGCCCGACGCUGCGUCCAGCAGUGACAGUGCUCCCCUACGGGUUGCGCAGCGUGCUGCCAGUGUUGCGGCACGGGUCCCACGAGGCCUUGUCGGCCUUGGCCUUGGCCCGCCUCACGGCGCUUCAGAAGCCCGGCAGAGGAUGCCGGCAAAGCGUGGCACACGCAUUGCUGGUCUGUGCGGGGGGCUCCCCGGUGCACUUCUCCGAUGGGUUUGGCCCACUGAGCCUGGCCUGGGGGUGGGCAGUCCUGGCCUUGGCGACGGGGACGCUCCUAGGCCUGCCACGCGCUUCGUUCGGACGGCGGGCGCCGCAGCUGCUGGCUGCCACGGGGCCGGACGCGCAUGGGAGCCGAGGCCGCGUCGCGCGGUGCCCAUCUUCAGGCCUAACUCCUGUUCAGCCUCCGCGGCCCACGGCUGCCAGGGUUUGCGGCCGCAGCCUCCGCAGCCGGCGAGCAGCAUGCUCGCUCGGCCGCGGUGGCGGGCAGCCCGCGGGCUUGUAG
Molecule: messenger RNA, 2160 nt
Organism: Effrenium voratum
Lineage: Eukaryota; Dinophyceae; Suessiales; Symbiodiniaceae
Source: the annotation of a GenBank genome assembly